AUGCUGCGCGCGUCCACUUUGCACAAGGCAGGCGCUCUCGCAAAACAUGGACUCGCCGUAGCCACUCGACCUGAACUCGCUCCAGCUCCUUCCCGACUUUCCGCUCUUGCCCUCACUCGACCUGAACUCGCUCCAGCUCUUUCCCGACUUUCCGCUCUUGCCCUCACACGACCACUUCGCUCUUACGCAACCACUCCCAAACACAUUCGGAAACGACAAAAGGCUGCACUUGAAGCCGAACGCCCUCCUCCUUUCCUUCGUCAUGUCGAGCUUCUCCGAGAUGCCCUCAAUGCAAACAAUAUACCACAAAUAGCCUCCGCCUAUAAUGUCCUUCGCAACAAGCUCCCGCUUGGUGAACAAGAUGUCGCAGACAUUGCAAAGUCUCUACACACCUCAUUGAGACUGCUCUCCUCGUCUGUCCGCCAGACUCGAAUACCUGCAGAACUCAAUGACCUUACCGAUCUUCUGGUCCUAGACAUCCAGGCCAAAGUCCUGCCUCCGAGCUACGAUGCGCACUUGCAUCUGUUGAGUUUUUAUAAAGAGUCGGCUGCCUAUGACAAGGGAACUGCCUUCUGGUCCUGGUUGGUCAAACAAGAUGACGAUUAUGUCAACGCGAAUCUCUACGGCGUCGCUCUCGAGCUCUUUGCCUUCCAGGGCCGUCCCGCCGAGGAUACCGAGCAGUUGUAUGAGAAAGCUCUUGCCCGCUUCCCUGGCGUCUUUCUUCACUAUCAUCUUGCCCACAACGCAGUCGUCGCCGAUCGCCGUCAACCCAACGUCAUUUUUGGCAUUCCUAAAGCCCUUCUACAAGGUAUCUUGACAGCUCGCAUCUUGCGUGGCGAUGCCAAAAAUGCUUAUCUCACCCUGGAUACCACCAUGAGACUUUUUCCCGCCAAGCUCCCUGCUCGCUUCGUCACUCUCUUUGUGCAAGAACGUCCUGUAGAUGAAGCCUACAAGGUCUUUAUGCUCGCCUGUCAAGCCGGUGCCUCUCCUGGUCAUGAUGCCCUAAAGAUCCUCCUGACAAGACUGAGGAAGAUUGCCGCAACAGAGCCUAUUAAGAAUGCUGCUAUCUUGCGUGCCAUGAUCACGAUUUGCUAUGCACACACGGCCUCCGGUGCCCCUCUACACAACAAGUCUCUCAAUGAACUCGUCAUAGCCAUUACUGGUCUUUUGAAGGACCAUGCCUAUACAAAGAUGUCUUCCGAUCAAUUGCGACCUAUUACCAAUGCUAUCAGUACUUUGCUAAGCGAUCUGUUUGGCAUUUGGGCUAGCCAGAAUUCCCCCCCUGGCAUAGCCUCGUUCAAUUCGAUGAUCGCCAAUCUCGCUGGUCGAGGUAGGCGUCAGGACAUCAUAGAUCAUGCCCUCGAAGCUAUGGAACACUACAGCCUCAAGGCCAACACAGUGACUUUUCGUUCUAUCCUAGCAGCUGCAGGCGAGAUGGGCGAUCCUGAAGCAAUCCGAUCGGCUUGGACUGAUCUAGUCGCCAAUCGCAUCGAAAAAGGUGCCGCUCUGGAACUCGUAGACUGGCAAAACUUGUUGAACGCUACUAGACGUGUCAACGACCCAGACUACUUGCAACAACAGCUAGUCAACUUCCAACAGAUUGUCCCGCCUCAUAUUCUGGACCGAAUGAACACGGCGCUCCAGGCUGGGAACUUCUCGAGACAGCUCAACCCAGACAAGGACAACACUUCAAACGAUACAAAGACGAUAUCAAGAUCUAUGAAGAUCCUCGAACUACUCAAGCGAGAUGUCACAUACUUGUCCGAGCACGUGCGUCUGGGUCGUAAUUUCUACACCGAGCCUGUAUCGCUUUCUUUGCUCAAAACCUCUAGCGUAUAUGCAAACGUGCCGGAAGAAUACAUUCGUACAGUGUACGAUGAAAUGACGACAGACUCGUCAACAGCCCAAAAUCUCCUCCCAUCAUCAAUUUAUGAACCAAAGAUAGGGGCUGAGCAAGAGGCAGAGACAGAAGUAGAGGCCGAAGCAGAAGCAGAAGCAGAAGAGCGGGCACCAGCGAUGAGCCCAACAGGAUAUCCACUUGACGAACUGCGAUACCAAAAUUGGAAGACGGUUAACCAACUACUGUUUGACGCAAAGCUGCAUGAUAAGGAAUACAUGGAUGCUGUCGACGAUGCCAUCAAGCGUGGUACGUCACCGCCUAGUCGCGACACAGAAUUGAGCAACGUGCCGACAAUCGAUGAGUUUGUUGGCUUGAGCGACUCAGCAGUCAAAUCUACCGACAAUAUACAAAGCACUAAUGGCGGGAAACAAAUGACACUCGACGAGUUCGGCGAGAAAAUCUUCGAGCUUCGCGGUCGCAAAGCUUGA
Aureobasidium uvarum is the source of this 2328-nucleotide messenger RNA. Lineage: Eukaryota; Fungi; Ascomycota; Dothideomycetes; Dothideales; Saccotheciaceae. The record is from the annotation of a GenBank genome assembly.